CACAGUUCAAAAAUAUACAAUCGAAAAUGUAUCGUUCAGCCUACCAGAAAGGGUUUCUAACCGUGCUGUACAGCGUGGGCAGCUCGCCCCUUACCAACUGGUCCUCCUAUACAAAGAACGGUUACAUAAAGCGGAUUUACGAUGAGGACAUCAAGUCUCUGGUUCUCGAGAUCAUGGGGUCCAACGUCUCCACCACUUUCAUACACUGUCCCAGCGAGUGCAAGGAGCAGCUGGGCAUCAAGCUGCCGUUCCUAGUGCUUCUGAUAAAGAAUAUGCACAAGUACUUCUGUUUCGAAGUUAAGAUUCAAGACGAUCAACGCUUUAUGCGACGCUUCCGAGUGUCCAAUUUCCAGAGCAAGACAUCUGUGAAACCAUUCUGUACGGCUAUGCCGAUGGGCAUGUCCCCAGGUUGGAAUCAGAUCCAGUUCAACCUAGCCGACUUUACGCGCCGUGCCUAUGGGUCCAACUACUUGGAGACGGUGUCUUUGCAGCUGCAUGCCAACGUUCGCAUCCGCCGCAUCUACUUCGCCGACAAGCUCUACACAGAGGCAGAGUUGCCAAAUGAUUACCGUCUAAUGGGCAAGCCCAAAGAUCUUAAGAAGCCGGAGAAGCAGUUCAAGGUCCAGGCCACCGCCCGUCCUCCGUCUCCUUUGAACACGGCUCGCGGCGAAGCAGGCCCAUCGAAAAAUGCUGAGUCAGAUGCUGCAGGACCACCCACAGAUGCACCUAGUGAGCCGGAGCCGAUGUUACAGAAAUCUCCCUCGCCACCUGUGCUGCAGAAGGCUCCGUCGCCACCGGUAUCCGCUCCGUCAGAGCCCGCAGCCGAGGAGCCAGCUCCACAAACAGAGGCCACCGAAGAGGCCUACUACUAAGUUAUUUUCUACUUUGUUCUUUUUUAUUAUUCAGUUAACACGCGACUGGGAGUGGGUCAUCUUUAAAAUUUUCAGUCAUAGACAAGUCCAGAGCUAUUGGAAUCAAAAUUAUGAUUUUUGUAUAUUUUCUGGGGAACAAGAUGAUUUUAAUCAGUUUAAAAAUGUUUAUUAAAUGCCUCUUACAAUGCAA
Molecule: messenger RNA, 1062 nt
Organism: Drosophila eugracilis
Lineage: Eukaryota; Metazoa; Arthropoda; Insecta; Diptera; Drosophilidae
Product: cilia- and flagella-associated protein 20
Exons: 3
Coding region: 27-872 (281 amino acids)
Biological process (GO): positive regulation of cell motility; cilium assembly; regulation of cilium beat frequency involved in ciliary motility
Cellular component (GO): motile cilium; ciliary basal body
Source: RefSeq, a predicted model, not a curated record